Gigantopelta aegis is the source of this 1082-nucleotide messenger RNA. Its product is annotated as COMM domain-containing protein 3-like. The transcript has a single exon. Gene Ontology annotation, biological process: sodium ion transport. The coding region runs from base 234 to 821 and encodes 195 amino acids. The record is from RefSeq and is a predicted model, not a curated record. Lineage: Eukaryota; Metazoa; Mollusca; Gastropoda; Neomphalida; Peltospiridae.
UCGUUCAUGAGAAGGAUUCUUUUUGAUUUUGUGUUGUUGUCAUGAUAAUCAUCUCACAAAAGUGUGUUGUGAUCAUAGCAGUUCAAUAGACAGAGCGCUGUUAAAACAAACAGUGAACUGUUCAAACAAUUCAGAACGCAGAUAAAUCUGACGCACAGACAAACAAUUAGAGCGAAGUGGGCGGGGCAUGCGAAUCAAUUUUGUAUUUUGAAUUGAAGACUUGACUUUUGAAGAUGGAACUGGCGAACAGUGUGUUAGAAAAUCUCACCCUCGCUGGAGAUGAUGUGCGGAUCCCUGCUAAAUGUUUUAACGUCUUGGUUACUCGGGCGUGCCAAGGAGUGUUGGACGUUAAACACAGAGACGUCCCCGAGACUGACCCGGCGGUCAAGGAUGUUGACAAGGCGACAUUAAAGGCUGCGUACAGUGGUCUUGUGACGACCAUCCUGGAAGCCGCCAAACACGAUUGUGAAGCAGCAGCCACUGGAUCUCUCCUCGAAGAAUGCAAGUUUUCGCCAGACAGAAUUAAUACCUUCAACAACAUCUUCAUGUCACAGAAGCAGUACAUUCAAAUCCUUCUGGGAAGUAUUGGUAGGAGCCCACCGCAUAUUGUAGAUGUCGACUGGCGUUUAGAUUACUAUAUUAAAAAUAACCACUUGGAGAAGGUUAAUGAACCAGUGUAUCUUGUGUGUUUAAAGACAGAAGUUCCAGAAUCGUCUGAAAUCAAAGAUAUCCAGUUUUCAUGUUCGCUGGAACAACUUCAGGAUUUUGUGGGCAAACUUAAAGAUGCAACCAAGUGUUUAGAGAAAAUAGGACAGUUGUAGUGUUCAUGCAAGUAUAUUGGAGAUAUACUGUGUGGGUGGUUAGGUCCUUUAGUCACCACAAUGUGUUAAAGAAGAAUGUAUUAAAUUGAAUAAAAUAACUUUUUACAGCCUGAAACAAUCCACUUUGACGGAGAGACAAUAUGUUAUUUACUACACUCUGGACAUCUCAUUUAUAACAAUGUAUGUGUAUAUAACAUGUAUCUGUAUAUUCCAAUGUUAUUAUACUAAAUAUUUGUAUUUGCAAUAAAUUUAUUAAUGUGU